This is a messenger RNA of Culex quinquefasciatus (southern house mosquito), 4215 nucleotides long. RefSeq lists its product as uncharacterized. Gene Ontology annotation, biological process: proteolysis; DNA integration. The transcript has 3 exons. Lineage: Eukaryota; Metazoa; Arthropoda; Insecta; Diptera; Culicidae. Gene Ontology annotation, molecular function: zinc ion binding; aspartic-type endopeptidase activity; nucleic acid binding. The record is from RefSeq and is a predicted model, not a curated record. Bases 1 to 4215 code for a protein of 1404 amino acids.
AUGAGUGAUGCGAGCCCGCUACCACAGUUCCGCUGUGAUGACAUCGAAAAGAGCAAACUUCACAAGGAAUGGGAAGCCUGGAAAGGCUCUCUGGAAUGCUACUUUGAGUCGGAAGACAUAAUAGACCAGAAGAAGAUGCGCUCCAAGCUGCUGCAUUUGGGUGGUCCUCAGCUACAAAUGCUGUUCAAGUCCUUGCCGGAUAGCGAAAAGUAUGCCUUCGUCACUCCCGAAAAACAAUACUACGACGUGGCGAUUGCAGCAUUUGACAAGUUCUUUCGUCCGGGUCACCAGGAUGUGCUGGAGAGGCAUAAACUGCGGCACAUGAAGCAGAAACCUAAUGAAAGAUUUGCUGAGUUCGUAGUGCGCCUCAGGCAGCAAGCGCUCGAGUGCGGGGUAGACAAAUACACCGCCAAGUUCCGCAAGAUAUUAACAGAUAUCAUGCUGAUCGACGCGAUUGCAGAAGGUUGCCAGUCGGACGAAUUGCGGCGAAGGAUAUUGCAGAAGGACCGAACGCUGGACGAGAUUGAGGAAAUUGGGACGUCACUGGAAGAAGUUGACCGUCAUGUCAAGGAUUUUGGAUCUUCUCGAGAAGCGAUGGUGUCUGCUAACCAGAUCAGACAUGAUGGUCCUAGUAAGAUGGCCUACAACAGAACCAACCAGGAUACCCAAAACAAGUCCCAAAUCCAUACAAGAGAUCUCUCAGCGGGAAAUGCUUCAUCUCGAUCUCGUUUCCAAGCCGAAGCCCAGAACGCAAGAGCAGUGCGGUGCUUUAAAUGCGGACGUCUGGGUCAUUUCUCGUUCGAUCCUGAGUGUCCUGCGGUCAAGGCGACCUGCCCGAUUUGCAAGAAAGUUGGCCAUUUCAAAGAGCAGUGCCGGCAAAGAAAGCCAUACGCGGGGGAACGAGAUCGAUCUGGGCCAGCAAUGAAAAUUCGCGCCGUGCAAGAGACUGUAAAACCGGAUGUUAAGGAUGAGAUCUGCGCGAACGAUUGCAAUCAAGAAGGGGAGGAACGCAAAACAUACUAUGCCUUCUAUUCAGGAUGCGAGGCAAAUCUGAUUCGAUGCCUCGUCGGUGGAAAGGAGGUAGAACUGCUAGUUGAUUCAGGGGCAGAGGCGAAUCUGAUUUCGGAUACGGUGUGGACGAAUCUAAAGCGUGAAGGAGUACAAGUGUCACGAUCUACGAAAGGGAGCGACCGGAUUCUCAAGGGUUACGCAAAUGACAACCCAAUGAAGAUUCUUGGGACGUUUGAAGCAAGUAUUUCGGUUGGCAAGAGGUCGACGGAUGCUCUGUUCUUUGUGGUGGAAGGUGGGCAGCGCUGUCUGCUGGGCGAUAAAACGGCUAAACAACUGGGUGUACUCAAAGUGGGAGUUGACAUCGAUCACGUUGAAGCUGGGCGAAGUCCGUUUGCUAAGAUCUCCGGAGUUCAAGUACACAUUCACAUGGAUUCCCAAGCCAAGCCGGUGUUCCAGCCUGUUCGUCGAGUACCAGUAGCGCUCGAAGAAGCUGUUUUCCGUAAGUUGGAUGAGCUGAAAGCCAAGGAUAUCAUCGAGGACAAGACGGGUCCGGCAACCUGGGUGUCUCCUCUCGUAGUCGUCGGCAAGGCAAACGGAGAACCGAGGAUUUGCCUAGACCUUCGUAGGGUCAACGAAGCAGUUCUGCGUGAAAGACACCCGAUGCCAAUGAUCGAAGAUUUCCUGGCCAGGGUGGGGUCAAACAUGAUAAGAAGCAAACUGGACGUGGCUGACUCAUUCCUGCAGUUAGAAUUAGAUGAGGAGUCUCGCGACGUAACAACAUUCAUCACCACUCGAGGAAUCUACCGCUUUAAAAGGAUGCCGUUCGGGCUAGUGAAUGCGUCGGAAGCAUUCCAGAAGACGAUGGACGAGAUCCUGGUUGGCUGCGAGGGCGCUUGGUGGUAUAUUGACGACAUCUACGUGGAGGGCCGGACCAAAAUUGAACAUGAUGAGCGACUCAACAAGGUUCUGGCGAGGCUGAAGCACAGAAAUGUUCAAUUGAACCUAAAGAAGUGCGUCUUUGGCGUUACUCGGCUGGAGUUUCUGGGUCACACGAUCACAGAAAACGGUAUAGAACCUGCAGAAGGAAAGAUUGAAGCUCUGCGAUCGUUCCGGAAGCCGGAGAACGCGAAUGAGUUGAGAAGCUUCUUAGGAUUGGCGAGUUACCUCAGUCGAUUCUUGCCAGAAUUGGCCACAGUUGAUCAUGUGUUAAGGAAUUUAACUAAGAAAGGAGUUAUUUUCGAGUGGACCGAAGCUCAUGAUGUGGCGUUUGAGAAAAUCAAGCAAAUGUUGGGAAAUCCAACCUCGUUAGGGUUCUUCAAGGUGGGAGAUAGAACGCUGGUAAUGGCGGAUGCGAGUCCUACAGGCCUGGGAGCGAUACUCAUACAGGUGGAUGGUAAAGGAGAGAACCGGAUCAUUUGUUAUGCCUCCAAAGCGCUGACGGAAACCGAGCGUCGCUAUUGCCACACGGAGAAAGAGGCUCUCUCGUUGGUGUGGAGUGUUGAGAAAUUCUAUCAUUAUUUGUACGGAAGAGAAUUUGAGUUGCUAACGGACUGCAAGGCGUUAAUAUAUCUUUUCACGCCCCGCUCACGGCCAUGUGCGCGCAUUGAAAGGUGGGUGUUGAGACUACAAGGAUUUGAGUAUCUCAUAACACACAUCCCUGGUGAGAAGAACUUAGCGGAUGUUCUUAGUCGUCUUGGAACGCUCAAGCCGGUUCCCUUUGAUCAAUACGAGGAGAUUGCUGUUCAAGAAAUUGCUAACUACUCGGCGGACGCUGUCGCAAUCAAAUGGGAAGACCUCGUUGAAGCUUCCAAGCAGGAUGUUGUAGUGCAGGAAGUCAUGCGAGCGCUUGAGGAUGAUCAGCUGGAUCGUUUGCCAGUGGAAUACCGGUGCUUUUCCAACGAGCUAUGUGAAGUUGGUGAGGUGCUGAUGCGGUUGGAUCGUAUAGUAAUUCCAGAAGGGCUACGGGAAAGGACUUUGCAAAUUGCUCAUGAAGGCCAUUUGGGCAUGCGGAUGAUGAAAACAUCCUUGCGUGCAGUUGUCUGGUGGCCAAGAAUGGACAGCCAGAUAGAGACGUUUGUGAAGAGAUGCCGUGGAUGCACUUUGGUGGCAGCACCCGAUCCUCCAGAGCCAAUGAGACGGAAACAGAUGCCCUCAGGUCCAUGGGAGGACAUUGCGAUAGAUUUUCUAGGCCCUCUGCCGGAGGGUCAAUGGCUUCUGGUAGCUGUCGACUACUACAGCAGAUACGUGGAGGUCUCGGAAAUGCAGCAGAUUACGGCACACGAUACGAUUCGAGAGCUGAUAACAAUGUUUAGUCGAUUUGGAAUCCCACAGUCGAUUCGUGCUGAUAAUGGUCCGCAGCUUAGUGCAGACUGUAGAGAAUUCAAGCAGUUUUGCGAAGAACAUGGAAUAGAGUUGAUCAAUACCACGCCCUACUGGCCGCAGGCAAAUGGGGAGGUAGAAAGGCAGAACAGAAGUUUCUUGAAGAGAAUGCAGGUCGCACAGGAGCUUGGAAAGGAUUGGCGGGUUGAAUUGCGGAAGUAUCUGUUAGCGUACCACAUGACGGAUCACCCAACCACAGGAAAAUCGCCUUCUGAGCUCAUGUAUGGAAGACGUAUCAAAAGUAAGCUGCCAGUGCUGCCAUGCUUCGCGGAGACCAAUAGUGCGGCCAGGGAUCGGGACAGAAUAGUCAAGGAAAAGGGGAAGGAGUACACAAACCGGAAGCGACGUGCUCAACACAGUGAUCUCAGCGCAGGUGACAAAGUGUACGUGAAACGAAUGCAGAAGGACAACAAGUUAAGUACAAAUUAUUCACCAGAACAGUUCGUGGUGGUGAGUAAGUUGGGAUCGGAAGUGGUUGUACAAUCACUCAAGUCGGGUCAGAAGAUAAAGCGCAACGUGGUCCAUUUGAAGAGGAUUGAACAGGAUCAAGGCACGGAACCGGAGGAAGAUGAUACAUUGAGUUUGAGGGAAGAAGAUGUCGAUGAUGGUGAACAACGGGAACCGGAAUAUGAUGAGACAACGAACAAUGAACCGGAAGUGCCAGAUAGUGAAGACCGAGGUGUGCAAGAGGAACAAAGAGGAAGAAAGGAGGAUGAACGGGAUGAAAGUAGGGUACCAGCUAAACGUAAACGUUCGGAACACGGAUUGACCCACAAGAAGCAGCUGUUGGAUGUGUCGCCAUAUUGGGAAACAAUAGAGUCGUGA